GGUAAAAUGGUAAACGUAGCCUUCGUGUCAAUUUUUUUAGUUUCAAUUUAUUGUCAAACCCUUGCAGUUGAAGAAUGUUAUGUCUGUCUCGACCAAUGCACAGAGGUCCAAGUCCAUAAAUGUAAAGACGAUUUUUCAAAACAUGUCAAAAUGAACUGUUUCACCAUUGAAGUUAUUUUUCACGACACAAAAACGGUUGAAAAAGGUUGCCUUCCGACUGAAACAGUUGAAAAUGCCUGUAAAAAAGUGAACCAAAUUGAAGGAACAACUUGUACCACUUGUGACAGUAAUUUAUGCAAUGAAGGUUCCAGGGGAGAAAUGGUUAAACCAGUUCUAACAAUCGUGAUUUCCCUAACUUUAAUGUUUUUCACUAAUGUUUAAACAAUAAGUUUACGAUUUGGCUAUUUAGUGGUUAAAUUAUAACUGCCGAGAGGUUUGCGACUAGACUAUUUUAACUUUUCAGGUUUUUAAUAAAAAAAUAUGUUAAUGAAAACAAAUGUUAUACUGAAAUAAAGUGGGAAAUUAUAGGAGUGA
Tribolium madens (black flour beetle) is the source of this 534-nucleotide messenger RNA. RefSeq lists its product as uncharacterized. The coding region runs from base 7 to 381 and encodes 124 amino acids. Lineage: Eukaryota; Metazoa; Arthropoda; Insecta; Coleoptera; Tenebrionidae. The record is from RefSeq and is a predicted model, not a curated record. The transcript has 3 exons.